Neurospora tetrasperma FGSC 2508 is the source of this 1425-nucleotide messenger RNA. RefSeq lists its product as uncharacterized. Lineage: Eukaryota; Fungi; Ascomycota; Sordariomycetes; Sordariales; Sordariaceae. The record is from RefSeq and is a predicted model, not a curated record. The transcript has a single exon. The coding region runs from base 126 to 1157 and encodes 343 amino acids.
CCCCGCCGCCGACCAGUCAUUAUUCGCUAUCUUCGACAAGAAGCGCGAGAACAUCGAGCACAACAUCUAAUGAACCUUCCGACGAGUCUGUCAGGUUGUCCGCCGACGGCCGCCCACCCCCAACCAUGGGCGGUCGAUCGACCAUAGCUCCAACUGUCGUCACCGAUCACGAGACCUCGUGUUCUAUGGCCGCCCCGUCCUACGGGGCCUCCUCGGUCACUGGCACAACUCGCACCGUAAAUAUCGACUCCCGUCGGGGAAAUGAUAGCACCUUUUCGUCCCCCGCGCCGUCUGUCCGCUCCUUGACUACAACCCUGACGACAAUACAAUCUUUGAUGCCCAAUGGCGCCGCUGCGAUGCACAACAACAACAGCAACCAGAACAGCACCAAUACGUCCAACAGCCCUAAUCACCACCAUCACAACCAUCAUUCUCAGCACUCCAACUCACAAGUCAUUCACUUCAACCAGCCUUUCCCAACGACGGCCACUCCCGUCUCCGCCAUUCCAGCCCAUCUUGUGCCCUCGGGUCAGGGUGGAAACUCGCCUUUCUACCCAACAACCUACCAUACCGCCACGGCGAACAACCUGCUGACCGACAACGCCUCCAUCCUAACCCUCGCAUCCUCCUCCAAGCGCCGCCGUCGCCGCUCCUUCGACACUGACGCCUCGGUCCGUGCUCUCGCGCCCUCCUCUCUCUUCGGAGGCAGUCGCGAGUCUCUUCCUCUCAGCGUCCUCAGUUCCAACAUGGAAGGUGGUACAAGUGGGGGCAUUACCGGCGCCACUACGCCCGGUGGUUUAUACCGUGGACCCAACGGCUUAGCCAACGAUCGCACAAGCAUUUACUCCUCUACUACAGGAAUCCUAGCCAGCGACAGGAACAGUUUCUACGCGAAGCAGGCCAUCGGCGGGCCGGGUGCCGGAGGAGACGCAGCUAGUGUGAGGAGUGGGCUGCUGGGGCAUGGAAGGGCGGAGAGCAUCAGUGGCAGUAUCGGUGGGGGAUUUACUUCUGCGCCGAUGAAUGGGAGCUUGGUUGGGCUCACGGCUGCGGCAUCGCCUAGUCCAUUGGCUAGUCCGAGGGAUAGGGACAGGGAAAGGAGAAUUAGUGGCGGGGUUGGUAAUGUGGAUGAGGAUGUGGAAGGGGAGGAGAGGGCAUGAUGGAGUCUGGGCUGUACGGGUGACGAGGAUGGAAUGAAUAAUGGUAAAUACGCUGAGGAACUGGGACAGAACAGGAACAUACUAAUGGCAUGGUGUUCUGGGACGGAAACAGGGUAAUGGGUGAAACAGGAUUCUCGGGUUAUAUGUCUGGGCUCAAGUGUUGGCGUUUUGUUCUUCUGUCUAUCGUGUGCAUUAUUUUUCCACUGAGAAUGGGAUACCUCUGCAAGCUCUGAUGGUCGCUAUGGAAACAGGCAGGUUCUCUUUGACU